AACAAAGUGGACGGAAAGAGAAAUAUACAAAAGCUUCUGGAAGCGUCUUUAUCUGCUACUAUAAUAAACCAUCUUUCAUCUCUAGGGUUUCGUUAUCCUCUUCAUCUCCAUUUUGCUACCUACCAACUAAAUUUCUCCGCUCCAUUUGGAAAUGGCAGCUGCUCAGAUGACCGCCGCCGCAUCUUCAAGCGUUUUUCUACCAUCAUUUGAAGGUCUUAAGUCGUCAACAAUCAAGGUUUCAUCCGCGUCCUUUAGAAUGGGUGGUGGUUUAACUCUCAGAUCAACCCGUGGACUCGUUGUCAAAGCUGCCACUACUGUCGCUCCUAAGUACACUACAUUGAAGCCAUUGGGUGACAGAGUAUUGAUUAAAAUCAAGGCAGCAGAAGAGAAGUCUGCAGGUGGUAUUUUACUCCCUUCAACAGCUCAAACAAAACCUCAAGGAGGCGAAGUAGUUGCUGUAGGAGAAGGCAGGACAGUUGGCCAAAACAAGGUGGACAUAAGUGUAAAGACUGGAACACCAGUUGUGUAUUCCAAGUAUGCUGGAACAGAGGUUGAGUUCAAUGGGACAAACCAUCUGUUACUAAAGGAAGAUGAUAUUGUUGGUAUACUUGAGACAGAUGACGUCAAGGAUUUGAAGCCUCUUAAUGACAGAGUCCUAAUCAAGGUCACAGAGGCGGAGCUAACUACAGCUGGUGGCUUGUUGCUCACACAAGCAAGCAAAGAGAAACCCUCCAUUGGCACUGUGAUUGCGGUGGGGCCGGGUCCGUUGGAUGAGGAAGGGAAAAGAAAAGAGCUGACGGUGUCUCUAGGGAACACUGUUUUGUACUCGAAGUAUGUGGGGAAUGAUUUCAAAGGGAGUGAUGGUUCAGAGUACAUUGCUCUAAGGGCAUCAGAUGUCAUGGCUGUUCUUUCAUAGAUUGUGUGUUUGUGGUUAAGUGCUUUAGGGAAACUGGUAAUGAAAUAAGACCUUGAAAGAACAUUUUUGGCAUGUGAGUGGCUUCUGUGAGGCUUAAAUUUGUAGUCUAUAACGUUAUUUAUGCAGAAAUUGAAUUCAAUAUAAAAUUAGUACUAAAUUUGAAAAAGGGAUACGUAAAAUGGUUGUUUGGCAAGUCAAUUAGAAUGGGUCAACUGCAACCAUGAUUAGUAAUAUCCUAAUUCUUCUAUUGGAGGUGACGCUAAUGGAUGACAAGGUUUUGUAAGUAAAUAAGUAGCAAUGAUGAGACAACAUUUUAUUGGUAUUGGGGAGAUUAAUAUUGGUUUUGAUUCGAUUAAUGGAGAGAUGGUAUACAACGUAUUAAAUUAU
Molecule: messenger RNA, 1303 nt
Organism: Lactuca saligna
Lineage: Eukaryota; Viridiplantae; Streptophyta; Magnoliopsida; Asterales; Asteraceae
Source: the annotation of a GenBank genome assembly